Molecule: messenger RNA, 477 nt
Organism: Pleurotus ostreatus (oyster mushroom)
Lineage: Eukaryota; Fungi; Basidiomycota; Agaricomycetes; Agaricales; Pleurotaceae
Exons: 3
Coding region: 1-477 (158 amino acids)
Molecular function (GO): protein binding
Source: RefSeq, a predicted model, not a curated record
AUGACCGACGCCUCGAACACAUCUACGGCUGGCUCUGAUGCCACAGCUCUACCGCAAGAAACCGUUGAUUUUGCCCACCGCAUAUUCGAUGCUGCCCGCAACGAUCAGUCCGAACUUCUCCUAGCGGCUGUCGAUGCAGGGCUUCCAGUUAAUCUAACCAAUGAAAAAGGCAACACCCUCCUCAUGCUGACCGCGUACAGCGGGCAUCUGGAACUCACGAAGCAGCUUCUCGAGCGUAAAGCAGAUCCCAACAGAUUGAACGAUAACGGGCAGUCGAUUGUCGCGGGGUGCGUCUUCAAGGGCCACGAUGAUGUUGUUCGCCUGCUAGUUGAGCGUGGCGCGGAUGUCCGUCUGGGAAAACCCAAUGCCAUCCAGACAGCCCAUAUGUUUGGUCGCCAGGACUUGAUGGAGUUGUUGGGAGCGAGGGAUGGAGAUAUAGACGCAUCGGUACCUACUCCGAUCGGACCCCCGGCUUGA